Rhopilema esculentum is the source of this 6898-nucleotide messenger RNA. RefSeq names its product androglobin. Gene Ontology annotation, biological process: proteolysis. Lineage: Eukaryota; Metazoa; Cnidaria; Scyphozoa; Rhizostomeae; Rhizostomatidae. The record is from RefSeq and is a predicted model, not a curated record. Gene Ontology annotation, molecular function: calcium-dependent cysteine-type endopeptidase activity.
AUCAGAAGUUCCGUAUAAUGCCGAUCAUCCCCCGUUUGUCAUUCUAUGCCGGUGAUCGCUAAAAGGCGAAACGGCGGCAUCUUUUUGCUUGAGCGAUUAACUUGGAUUCUUUGAACUGUUCCAUGUUCAUUGUGAGAUUAAUCUGCCCGUUUAUUGCAACUUUAUGCAGUUUCUUGCCAAUGAUUUAAUAAUUAAUAUGGAGAUUAAAAGAACCUAAACGGGAUGGUUGAGAAAACCAUCGUAUUCAUGCCCUGAAGUAACCAGUUACAAAAAAAAUUUGUACAUAGUAUGUGUUAUGUUACGACACAAUCUUGGUUUUGUUAAUUUUCAGUUCAGAGGGCCAGGGAGAGGGAAAAGUGGGGCUGGUGGGUACUACCUCAAGCUUCACUCUGGUAAUCAGGAUUGAGUUAGCAAUAAUCGAAAAAGUGACUCCAAAGUCAAUCGAGAUUGGAGUCCAUAUGCGGCUCCUCGGCAUAUUUAGGAUAUAGUUAGAGAACUGCUCAAGAAAUUGGUAUGCCCUAAAAAUUAGAUACCAAAUUGGAUUCUCAUACUAAUAAAAGGGACUUAUGUGUUGAAGGACCAAGCGCAGGAUCAGGACCAUCGCUAGUUAUUGUACUCAACUCAAGGGCCCUCAAGGGGGUCUCCAGGUCCCUUUAGAGACAAGUCGGUGAGCCCUCCGUUAGAAAUUUGGUUGCCAAAUUUUGACCCUGACCCAAAUUUAUACCUUGUAUGUAGUUUGCUUUUUUCAUGAUACAUAAAUUCGCGAUCUUAUGUAGCAUUUUGUAUUUUUAACAUUUCAUCCAUAAGCUGGCAAUGAACACGUUUCAGGCCCGCGUUUUAAGCCAAUCAGCUCUGUUACAUUUACCAAAAUAUACCAUUUUCUACCCUAGAUCUGAUCUCGGCCAAUAACUUGUGGGCUUUUGCUGUGUCUCUCUGCGUAAAACGUAUUUCUAGGUUUUAGGCUAUGGUUAUUCUAGAAGUAAUACACCUGAUCUCGUCUGUAUAUUUUCUGCAAAGUUGUUACAUCCUGCUUUUCCAAAGAGUUGUUGCUUUUACCCAAGACCUGACAGCAGUGGCCGUUCACACUAUAUUCUGAUAUGUCAUCAAGAAAAAAAUCCAAAAGCAUUCAUUAAUACAUGAAUAAAGAAACAUUUCUGUUCACUUUGCAAAUGGGGUUUACCCGGAAUUACGGUUUCUUAGCAACUGCGUAGAAACAUUAUUUAUCUCGCCCCAGUCCUCAAUAUUAACAACAUGGCGAACCUCUCUGAUUAGAUCAAAAGGUCAUGUGAAAAGUUUUUUCCCCGUUAACAUGGGAUCUAAGCCUCCAAAAAAGAAAGAAUCGCGUGAAAGGGUUGCCUCUGCUGCACAAAAGCACCAGGAACCUCCAACUACAAUUCCACCAAUUUUUGAGAAAGAUGAAAAGGGAAGAAAGAUUGGAAAAGUACCAAUUCCAGUUUGGCCAGAAUGGAGUGACCAGGACAUUGCUGCUGAAAAAUGGGAUACUGGACAUCGAGUGAGAAUUGAGCAAAAAGGACGAAGCCCAGGGACAUCUAUGCACUUUUUUGAAGAGCCAGAAGGUAGAACGGAGCUCCCCGGUCCUCUAAAAGAAAAAGUACAUAGCUGGAGAAGAUUUCAGGAUAUUAUUCCAGAUGGAAAGAUUCCUGUCAUGGUGGAUGGUGAAACAUUGAAAGGAAAAGAAAUCGAUCUACUUUCCUCUUCUAAUGAUGAUGUCACAGAUAGUGAGCUAAUGAGGUGGAUUAUUGCUGGGAUAUCAACCCUUGCAAAGCUCCUAAAUCAAGCUGAAUGUGAUUCAACUUGCAAUAUGUUAAAAACAAAGUCAUCUAAAGAGCAGAGAGACACUAAAGAAUCAAAAAUUGACAAACUUAAGAAAGAGAGUGAAAUAUUUAAUGAUGAGUUAUCAGGCUGGAAACCUUGGCACCACAUUUGGCCUAAAGACCCUAGCAGUCGUUACACAUCAGCUCCACUUUAUAAUCCUGGUGGUAAAUAUUGCUUGAAAAUUUUUUGGAUGGGUUGUUGGAGAAAGAUAACUGUUGAUGACUUUGUUCCCUGUGAUGAAAAUGGAAGUAUACUCCUUCCAACAACUCAGAAGGAAAAUGAACUCUGGCCUUUGCUUCUUUGCAAAGCUCUUAUAAAAGUUGCAUCCCUUGAUUAUAAUGGUGGCUAUGACUUCAGUGAAAUGGGUGAUUCCAACAUGAUCCACUGCCUCACUGGCUGGCUUCCGGAGCCCAUUCCAUUGAGAUAUGGACACACAGCUGAAAUUUGGAAACUUUUGCUUGAUAUAUUACCAAAAUGGAAGUUAGAAGCCUCUGAAAGCAAGUCAAAGACGGCCGAAAAAGAAGGGAAAUUGCCAACAGAAGAGGAGGGAAAGAAGGAAGAGCUUCCAAAGCUGGAGGUAAAGGAAAGCAAAGAAGGAAAGGAUCCAAUUAAAAAGAAAGAGGAGAAGGACAGCAAGGAUAUAGGAAACAAAGAGAAAAAUGAAAAAGCUAGAAAUGAAAAACUAAAAGACAAGGAAAAGACAGAGAAAGAUGGAAAAUCUAAAGAGAAAGCUAGUCUCGCAAGCAAUACACAGGCACGACUGAACACAGAACCAGAAUAUGUCAUAUUUGCAAGCUAUUCUCCUCCACAAAAAAAGCCACUACGUAUCUCCACACUUCGAGAAAUGGCCGAUGCGUCAGAAAAGCUUCGACAAUCUGGUUUGUCUCACAACCAUCCCCAUCCAGUUCAUUUAACAAUGGUACGGAAUUGUCCACUUGUCGCUCCACCAACUCCUGUCCCUAUACCAAGAUGGAAACUCAUUCGUCAAAAGAAGAAAACCCAAAUAGUAGAGCCUCCUUUGAAUAAAGACCCACCCAAGCCACCAAUGUUCGUCGAGGUGGCUUCGCCGUUCAUCAACUAUCGGGUCAGUCCUAUACCUGUGAGCAGAGUGCAGUCCCCUGUCAAGUGGAAAAAGUUUAAACCAGAGACUCCAAUGGAUAGCGUUGUGGAGGAGGAUAAAGUGCCGGAGCAAGAGGAAGACAGUGGUGUUGGUACAGACAGUCCGAAAGAAGGAAAGAUGGACAGCAAUGAUUUGCGGAAGGAAAUCGGGCAAGAGCCAGUGAAACCAGCAGAAAGCCAACACUCGAGUCCGCCCAAAAUCAAACCAAUGAUAAGCAUUGAUGUUAGCUUCGAUGGCAUGGAAAAGGAAAAGGCUACAGACGCUGCAAAAGUAACACAUUCAAAGUCGAGCAGCCAUCUCAAGAAGGAGCGAACUAAUUCUGGUAAAAGCAAUCUCGCUGAAACUGAUUUAUUGGAAAAGAAAGUUAGUAGAAAAGUCUCUGUCGCCUCAAGCAAAAAUGAACUUGGAUCUGCUAGAGGAAGAAAAUCUUCAAAAAUGGAAAAAGCUUUGUCCGAGAAAGAAGUCAAGGAUACAAAAGAAGCGAAAGCCAAAGCAAAAGAGGAUCUUAAAGAGAAGGAGCCUAGCGAAGUUAUUCCAGAAAUCGAAUUGCCAAAAGGUGAAACAGAGGUCAAUGCAGAAAAUGAAGAAAACGAGGCUGAGAAAAAUGAAGAGGACGCGAAGGAUGGAGAGAAGAAAGAAAAGGUUGAAUCAUUAUGGAUGGAGUACGACGACUUCUGCUUGUGUUUCAACACCUUAUGGGUCUUUCACAAGUCACAAACAUACAGUUUCUACAAAGGCCACUCAGAACUCAAGAAUGCGGAUCAAAAGGCGGACAAGAACAGGCGUUCUGUAUUGAACCCGGCAUUGUCCAACAUCGCCCCAACUCCUUCCGGCCGAAACCCUUCUGUAGCCAGCCCAUCUGCCUAUGGAUCACACUUGCCACUUUCCGAUGCCCCGAUGCCUUUCUUGUUUGUUGACAGUUUGUCGAAAAUCGAGCUGCUCGUGUCCUUUGCUUCGUUUUCUCGUUGGUUUGAGCCUCUUAUUCAAACGUACCCUUCUGUCAAGGAAAAGGAAAAUCAAGAGUCUGAAGAAAAACCUAUCAAGGAAACAUCUCAAACUGCACCGCCUCCUGGACUGUUGAUUGCCGAGCCAUAUUCCUGGAAGAGCCUUGUCAACGGGCUACCUUCCUUGCGUAUAAAAACCACAGGGAUAAAAGGAGCAGUUCUCACUUUGCCACCUGGGCGACACGUUUUGAGGUUCAUGAUUCAAGCUCCGAUUGGCUACCAUAUUGACAUCUGCUCACAAACGUCGUUCGUGUUUGGGGAAGAGGAUCUUAUCAUGCAGCACCUUACAAAGGAAAGCAUUAGCUUUACCCAGUAUUCCAUUAAUUCAUUGUUGGGACUCAUUGAAGUUAUGACAUCAUUCAACGAUUUUGCCAAGAACAGGAAGUUCAACCUUGGAAGUGAGGCGGAAUCUGAUUGGACAUUUUCACGACACUUCGAAGUUCUGUUCUCUAGUUUCACAAACACAGUAAAAACGGAGAUGGGAAAUGCGUUCACAGCUGUAACCUCGUUUUCGAUUGAAGCUCUCAAAUACGAGACAGCUUUGUGUUUGAAGAGACACUUGCAUUUGGUAGAUGCAGAAAAAGAAGAAAAAACAAUGGAGCAAAGGGUUGGGGAGGAGCAAGGAAGUGAAGAUAGUUUGAGUGAAGAGUUGAAACGAAUCAAUGCGGCAGCAAAGAUACAGGCUUGCUUCAAGGGUCAUUUUGUCAGACUUCUGGCGAAAGCACGCGAGCAGGAUUCAGAAGAAAACAAAAUUGUCACAGAGCAGUUCAAGAAAAUAAUGACAGUCAUCGACACGAACACCGAGUACUUCGCAUUGCAAGUGUACCGCGAAAUGUUCAAGGCCGACCCUGACCUUUAUUCAGUAUACCCAUUCAGCGAAGACGAGUGGACGAGAAUCGCCUACGCAGAUUACAAUGGUGGAUAUCCCGAGCAGCCAGUCAAUUCUUGGUUCAUUGUCUUUAGGGAAGUGUUCUACGUUGAAAGCCCAGUAUUGGUUGUGCCAAAGUUGUACAUCAACAUUAACAGUUGCGUGUUGCGUGUCGUGGACAACGAUACUGGAGAACAGAUGCCAAUGGUGUUCAUGCGAGUCACUCCGCGAGUUUUACAUAAAAAUAAGAACGGGUACACAUUCAUCGCAGAAGCGCGAAGUGGCAAUGGACCGGUGCCUGCAGGAAAGUUUCGCCUUCGCUUGAUUGGCGCCACAGAUCCAUUGCCGAUGCCUGUCAAGGAAGGCGUCGUCAAUGCCAAUUUUACAACCAAGGAGAUCAGAGAUUACUAUUUGCCCAACAGAAACAACGUUAUUUUCAGGUACACAGCGAAGGUUUAUGAUGACCAUCCCGUCAGUAUUCAAGUUUCGACGUCAAAAACUGAUGUAUACGUUCGUCUUGAUAUUUUAGACGACGAGACGGUGGUCGCCAGUGCAACUGGCAAGGGACAUGUCGUUCUUCCUGCUUUCACCUUUCUACGAGACCACACAGACGACGAUGAGGAAAAAGCAAGCCACAGAAGCUCAAGGCAAGGCUCAGGACGAUCUUCAGUCAAAGGCAGCCGGCUGCAGAAGUUUGUUACCGCGAAACGAGCGGCCUCCCCAUUUGAAAAGACUGGGAAGAAGUCACAGAAAAAUGGACACGCGCCGAACCAGGGUGCUGGCAACGAGGCUAUUGAGAAAACGCAAAGUAUGAGCAAACUACGAGCAGCAGAAAGCAGCGAAACAAUUGACCAGGCCGCUGAUGAUCCUGAACAACCGCAGACUCACAAGUACAUAAUUCAAGCAGUGGUGUUAAGGGACAGCUGGCCUUUAUCACAAAGUCAGUGGAGCUUCAUAUCCAUGCUGAAACACAUCGAGAAAACAGACGGCGAGGCAAUGGAAACUUCAACAAAGACGGAGAAACACAGCGCGGGACCGAAGGGCAAGAAAGGCUCAAAGGACAACAAAGAAGGAAGGUCCAGCAAGUCUCAUCAACAAAGUGUGACGUCACGGCCUGGUUCACAGCAAUUUGACAUCACGAAGCCGAAUUGGGUGUUGAGAGUGGUCAGUGACGCAAGCGCGAGCGAAAUUGAAAUAAAGAAGGACACAGAGAGACAAGAUCAAAUCAAGGCAAUGAAGGCCGCCUGGGAGGCAGAGCAGCCUGGAAGGGCCGCCAAAGCCCAAAAAUCGCGAAUGAAGUUUCUGAGCGAAAACCUCGUGAAAGUUACAAAAAGCGAAAGCCAAGAAGACACCGAGCAAGCAAGAAAGCGGGAAGCUUCAGAGAGCGGCACAGAAGCAGUUCCCCCACCCCUGUCACCCGGGUUGCAAUUGGAUAACGACCCCAGCGAGCUGACGUUGACACCACCCUCAAAGGAUCAGGACAUGAAGCUAAAACCAUUCGACAUCACUCCCUUCAUCAGGUCCACUGGCAAAAAAUUGCUGCUGGAUGAAAAAGAAGAAGAAAGAUUGGAGAUGGAGUUGCAAGAGAGGAUACAAAAGUACAGGGAACUCAGGGAGAGCGUUUUGAAAGACAGAGAGGAAGAUAGAAUUGCGAGAAAUUUAGAAAAAGAGAAACAGCUUCAAGAGUAUGAGGAAAUGCAGGCAAAACUGGAUGAGAAUAGGCACCGGAUCAACUCACUGAGAGAGCAAUACAGACAGAAAUUUAUUGACCAGCCGCCUGCAGACAAUGCCAGUGAAGUGAGUAAAAAGCGGAAGACACCGUCACCUACCAGGGGUAGGAAAAGUCCUAGAAGUAAAUCACCAAAAGAGAAGGGGAAAACUAAGUCUCCAGCAAAAGGCAAGAAGAAGUAGAAACGUUGACAAAUGUUGAUAUGUAAAUAUUCUUGGCAACUUUGUUCAUAUUGGAUUGUUAAAUAUCAGUUACAAUUUAUUGAUUAUCUAUCACUUUUCAUGUAAAAAUAUUUCUUUUCAUUGAAUAAUGAUUGAAACGAACAUGAAUAAAAACAAAAA